Sphaeramia orbicularis (orbiculate cardinalfish) is the source of this 3256-nucleotide messenger RNA. It is a transcript of the gene sspn, whose product is annotated as sarcospan (Kras oncogene-associated gene). Gene Ontology annotation, cellular component: dystrophin-associated glycoprotein complex; sarcolemma. The transcript has 3 exons. Lineage: Eukaryota; Metazoa; Chordata; Actinopteri; Kurtiformes; Apogonidae. Bases 224 to 898 code for a protein of 224 amino acids. The record is from RefSeq and is a predicted model, not a curated record.
GAGCCGCUUUAGGAAUCCAGUCCAAAUGUUUUCCAUAUUAGUUCAGAGCCUUCUCUGUUUCCAAAUAGCAGACAAGCCUGGCUUAUGGUGAGAGGAGGCCUCGGCAGGGAGGGGAACGGGAAGGGAAGGGGAGAAAGGAGAGACAGCAGACAGCAGGCUCAUCCACCCAAAACAGUAAAAGUUGUGAGGACAGAGAGUGGACAGGGAGCAAACAGGAGGAGACAUGGGGCAGGGGCAUAAAGGUUCCUCAGACAAAGAGAAGAAGGCCAUGAAGAAGAGAGAUGAAAGCCCGGUGUCAGACGACGGCGAUAAGUGCAGAGUGUGUCGCUUCCCUCUGCUUGUCGCCCUGCUCCAGCUGCUGUUGGGGGUGGCCGUCACAGCCGUGGCCUUCCUUAUGUUGGCCAUCAGCCCCUCACUCUUGGCCAGGGAGACGCCACACUGGGCUGGGAUCAUUCUGUGUUUAGUUUCCAUCGUGGGCUUCAUCCUGUACUGUGUCACCUAUCUCCCAGAUGAGAGGUCGUCUUUGCAAUUCAUUGUCAAGCUCCUGUACUUUGUCCUGUGUGCGAUUGGCCUGGUCAUUUCUGUGCUGGUUAUGGCCUUCGCCGGACAUCAUUACAAUCAGGCCAGUAGCUUCAUCUGUGAGCAGGUGGGAGAGGACUGUGUGUGCAGGCUGACUCCGCCGCAGGAUGACCCAGUCGCCCGCACCUUUACCUACGAGCAGGUCGGCGACUGUGAGGCAAUCACCGGGUCACUCACACUCUACUUCCUGCUUCAGAUUGUGCUGAACCUGGUCCAAGCACUCGUCUGUGUCGUCGGUGCCUUUAUCAUGUGGAAGCAUCGUUACCAGGUCUUCUUUGCAGGGCUUCAGAUUGGCUCCCCAUCCUGGCAGAAGGUGUAACAUGAUGAUGAUUGAGCUGAUCAGGAGGAGAGAGGGAGAGACUUUUUGCUACUUAUGUGAUUUCUCUCUUCAGGACAGGAACAUUUGCCACUUUGGCCUAGUGUGUUUUCUUCGAUGUAUGUUCUUAUUCACCUUUUGUGGUAGCUGAAUUAUAAUGGCUUUUUGCACAGAUUUUCUAUGCUAUACAUGUAACUUUGUAUCUCUUGUUAAAUAGAUAAAGAAAUAAGCAGCUGGUCUAUUUUUUCCCCUUUUUUUUUUUUUUUUUUUUUUGAAACAUUUGUGUUUAGAAAAUAUGAAAUUUUUAGUGUUGUUAACUUUGCUGCAGUAUAAACAAAUGAAAAGCAGACAAAUUAGAAGUUAAGAAGUUCAAACAAAACAAUGCGCAAAAAAACAAAAAACAAAACUUAUUUGUAUGGAUUUAUUAACUAUUCUGUGGUUUUGAAUGACAAAGAUUUAAUGAUAAGGAUCAUUCACUCCAGUGGUUCAUGUUUUUCUUUGUCUGUUUAGUCUUUUUUCUGCAGAUGCAACAAAUUAAAUUUGGGAAACUAGGAGAAAAAUGUUUUCAGAAAAGUAGAAAAGAUUAAAUGUUAAGCUAAGAUCUCAGCAAUUUUUUUGAUUGUUGCUUUUAAAAUCACAAAAAUCUUAAAUUGAGUUAUUUUAUUAAUAAUUUCAUUUGACUUUAAUGCUAAUUUUUGUCUCAUUUUUGCAUCAAUUGACACAAGUGGAAAAAAACACACUCAGCAAGGUGACUUAUCUCAUCAACUGUGUUUUAUUUCACUAUCUCCUGUAUAAAACAAUGGCUGGCUGUAAAUAUUCUGGGUGAAAUCCUUGACGGGGCUCUAUCUGAUUGACAUAAACUCUGUCAAACAGUUGUGCGCUAAAAACACAACGUGGGCAGGUUAUAGUUUACGAGACGGGCUGGGGCUGCGGCUUGUGAAGGUUGACGCCAGGCCACUAUCCAGUAUGACUCAAACCGCCUGUAGGAGUCAAACUACUGCAGCCACAAAGGGAGGAGGUGAGGGCUGGGGUGAGGAAAGGGGGACUCAGACAGGCAGCUGGACUGUGCUAUACAAUUCAACUUACUUUGUUUACAGCAUUGUAGUAGAUUUUUCUACCAGGAAGCAUUGCACAAAAAAGACGAUCACAAUAUUUUUAAGGGUUUGUAUUGCAAAAUGAGCUUCAUUUGCUUUGCUUUCUGGGAGGUUUGACUUUACUGUAGCUGUCUCAAUCUCAGGUGUUAUGGGUGUUCAUCUACAGUGUGUACAUGCUGUGCAGGGAAUGGCAAAUAUGAGGGAGUUUCAGAGGCUAACUGGAUACAGCGUGUACCCAGAGGGAGAGUGUAAUUAGUGUGCAGUGUUACAUCUAUUUUGUCAAUCAUGAAAAAAAGUGGUGAUUGACUGCAGGCGUUUUCAGGAAGGCUUUUAAGACUGUCAAACUGUUUGUGGUUACAAAUACAAAUGUUUGUGUCAUUUAAAAUACAGCUUCCUUUUUUUUUUUCCUACUUUGCCACCACGCAUACACAGAAAAAGAGCAACUUCAGACUUAAACUGUCAGUCAUUUUCAAAAGGGUGGACUUUGUUUUUGUAUUAGUGCAUUUUUUGUAACAGAGAUAGAAAGUAAAACAGAAACAGCAAGAAUCAGUGAAUGUCUUUUACUUGACAAUCUCUAAGCCAUAUGUGAAAUAGGUGCAGCGUACCUUAACAUCAACAGAUCUAGCACAUCAUCAAAACUGGUUGGAGAACACACUUUAUGUGAGCACUAUUUCAAGCAACUAUUUGGUUUUUAAAGUAAAGCCAAAAUCCAAGUGUCAUUAAUCUGACAUGAGAAGAAGAAAUAGUUAUCUUUGUUUCAGGCAUUUGUGUAUAUGGAGAUUAUUAUGGUUAAUUUAUGAGACAAAAAUGAGUACUAUCAUUUAUUAACUCAGUAAUUAACAGCAAUUAAUUCAUUAACUUACUGAUACUACUCACUCUUGUCUCAUAAAUUAACCAUAAUAAUCUCCAUAUAUUUACAAAUGACUGAAACAAAGAUAACUAUUUGUUUUUUCUCAUGUCAGAUUAACCCUUUCAUGCAUGAAUCUUGAGAACCCUAGUCAAGAUUUUUUUCUUGAGUGUUUUUAUUCCUCUUCAGGCAUAAAAAAAAACAAUGUGACUGAAAUUUUUUAUGAAGCUAUUUUUCAUGGAGUUACAAAAAUGUCCAUUCAGCUGGAAACCAUGCGUUUAAUAUAUGAAGCAAAGAUUAAAACUGAUCAUCGAAAAGUGAUAUACUGUUUGAAAAGUACAAAAUAAAAACAUUUUUCAUGCAGCUCACGUUUUAUUGUACUCUAAUACUAAUUAUUACUCACUUCAUGGAGAUAAUAUG